This is a messenger RNA of Sinocyclocheilus grahami, 699 nucleotides long. Its product is annotated as chondroadherin-like protein. The annotation marks the transcript as partial. Gene Ontology annotation, molecular function: protein binding. The transcript has a single exon. Lineage: Eukaryota; Metazoa; Chordata; Actinopteri; Cypriniformes; Cyprinidae. The record is from RefSeq and is a predicted model, not a curated record. Gene Ontology annotation, cellular component: extracellular matrix.
GCUGCAGUUCAGCACGCUACAUGUGAGGACCGCGGCCACACUAAAGUGCCAUCUGGUUUCCCUGGCAACACUCUUCUGCUUGACAUGCGUGGAAACCAUUUCCAUUAUCUCCCUAGCAACAGUUUCCCUGGUGUCCCAGAGGUAGUGUCUCUUCACCUGGACAGCUGUAAGAUCCAUGAGAUCGAGGGUGGCGCCUUCCGGGGCAUGAAGGGGCUAAUGUAUCUCUACCUGUCUGACAACCAACUGUCCUCCCUGGACACAAAAACCUUUGAGGGUGCCCAUGAGGUCAUGUACCUUCACCUGGAAGGGAAUAAACUCACUCGGUUUCCUUCUUCAGAUACACUGGCUCACAUUCCCAAACUCCUCGAGCUGCAUCUGGAGAGAAACCUUCUAGCUAAACUAGAGCCUUCAGGGCUCCUUUCCUCGGUCCCUCAGCUGUCAGGCCUUUACCUCAAUAAUAACAUCAUCGCAUCCAUAGUGCCAAAAGCUCUGGAUCCGGCACCCAAGCUGGAUGUCCUUCAUCUUGAAGCUAAUGCGCUAACAGAAGUGCCGAGUGAUGCACUAGGCCAUACCCCUCUUUUGUCUGAGCUCCGCCUUUCAGGGAAUCCGAUUCGCUGGAUUGGGCCAAGAGCAUUUCGGGCGGUGGCUGAAAGUCUAAAGCACCUGCACAUUGAUAGAAUGAGUCUUCAGAAGGUAGAG